AUGAAGGCCGCUGAAACAGGUACUGUGGAGCUUUUAGAGCUUGCUUGGAUGUUCUUACUUGUGGAUUCCUUCGUGGAGCGAGUUGGACUACUUCCUCUCUCUGAGGGUCCUUCCAACGUUGAGAUUCUGUGGAGUGAUCUUAGCCAGUGGGCGCCCUCUAAAGAUUCGCCACCCGCACCGCUGGUGGCCGAACCGGUGUCCACGCACCCCCAGCCGCGGCCCCAGCGCCUUUCAAAAGUCGCCGGGGCCCCCGCGCGCCCCGCUGCCUCCGUGGGGCUCCCUGCUGGCCUGCGCGCCAGCCCGUCCAGUCCCCUUCGCUGGCUUUUGGGGCUUUAUGGUCCCGCCUGCUCUCGAAAGGUGAAGGAGCCGAGCCGCGGCAGCGCAGGGAGGGGAGCCUCGGGCCAGCGGCACCUCACCUCCGGGCUCCUGCUGGGCCGGGCAAGGCCGCAGGCCAGCCCCAUUGACACCCUCUCAGCGCCCCCCGAGGGAAGCCCAGCUGGGCGCCCACUCCCCUUUCCCUGUGUCAUGGCUCAGAGGAACCUAAAACCGAAGAGGAAGCUGAAGUGUUGCCCGUGCCUCCCCUGGCCGGGGUCAGACGAGGAUGGGGCUGGAGAGCAGUGCAUUCCUUUAGAAUCAGAUGAAGAAGCAAAACUUCUUGGCCACUUUGAAAACUCUGAUGACCACCAGGAAAACUUCAGUAAAGUUUAUUACCAAAUAAAAGAAAAAGCUAGAAAACACAAGAAGCAACAGAAGGCUUCAAUGAACAGUCAGAAUAUGCAACUGUGUAAAGACAGAGAAGUCACAAUAGGUUUAGAGAACCACAGUCUGUCGAAGAAUGCUCCAAACAUUUCCAAUGCUUCAGCUUUUAAGAAGAAUAAAAAUUCUAAAAGCAAAAAUCUUGGCAAUGAUAUAAAAAAUGGUCUGGAGUUUAUCAAACCAACCCAAGAUGAUGGUUUUCCGAACCAAGUUUUUUCUCUUUCAUCUCUGUCUUUAUCUAUUAUGGAAAAGAAAGCAAAGGGGGAAAAAAUACCUCAAAAAAGCAAUAGGCAAGACCAGCUGCCAGACAGAAAUUUCAAAAGAGUUUGUAAAAGCCCCAGACUCCCAAAGAGGAAUAAAAACAAGGCUGAACCACUCUGUCAGCACUUCCAUGCCCUCCUGUCACAAACUCCCUCCUUAAAUGAGAGCAAUGACGAACAGGUAGCCCACAUUUCUAGAGACAAUGAAGAUGGUAAAGCCUUGUGUGAAUGGAAGGGUAUUAAUUCUGCAUUAUGCUAUUUUGAAGAUGGCAUCCUAACUGGUUUCAAGAAGCGUCAGAAACCACAUAAGAGAAUCUUGUUCAGGGAGGGAAUAGGAGUUAAAACCCCUGAAACAAAUGGUCUACAGCCUCUUUUAUCAUCUAGUCCUAUUGCCCUGGAAAUUAACACUUCUGAUUCAGAGGAGGAAUUCCAUACAGGAAGCCUGAUAGAGAAUCGGGAUUCUCCAAUGGUGAAGUCAAGUACUGAAGAAAUGUGCAGCAGUUUUGAUCAUAGCCAAGAUAUUUUUUUAACUCAGAGGUCUUUAUUAUCAAGGCAUGUAUCCGAUAGUCCCAGCAGUUCUUCAUCAUCACCUGCUCCUAAACGGGCCAAGAAGGGAAGUAGGGAUCUGAGUGCUAAACCCACUCAUUCUCCAAAUAAUUUGCCACAGUUGUCUUCAAGUGGAGAAACUGUUUUGAAUGGAGAAACAGUUCCAGAGAAUAACAACCUUUCUCAGGAUAAUUUAAAAGGCUUUGAGGAAAUCAGAAAAUAUUCAGGUACAAAAGAAAGAGCUGUUCAGACAGAGGAUUUCUUUGGUUCCUCAGUAUUAGCUACCUCUUUACUCUUUAGAAGAGAAGUAGAUUUGUGUGAAAAGCCCCUGGACUUGACUUUGCCUGGAAGAAGCAGGUCAUGGGUUGGCAGUUCUGAGAAUGAUUCCUGUACCAUUUUAGCUGCUGGUGAUGUAGUUCACAUGAUUUCCCAAAAUGUUUCUGAGACUGUAAGUCCCAUGGAAGAUCAGACAAUAGGUUCAGGGUUAGCAACUGCUGUUCUUAGUGAUGACAGCCGGGAGAAGUGUGCUUGUAAUCAGCUGAGAAAACCAGAUGAGGUAAAAUAUAUUCAGACAAAGCUUAAUUCAUCCUUUUUCUUUAAAACGAAAGAUGAACCAGAUGCCAACAUUCCUAAAGAGUCUUCAGUAAAAUUAAAUAACAAAACAAACAAAGAUUCUAUCUAGAAAUUGAAUAGAGAUAGUAGACGCACAGUUCUAAAAACAUAGUUAUAUAAUUUGCAUGUUCCACUAGAAUAUCUUGCCUUCAAGAAAGAUGGAAUUUUUCUCAUUUAAUUUUAAAUGUAUAUCCUUCAUAGGUUUAAGAAAAUAGAUUGGGGAGUUGGCAAUUUAACUUCUUUGUGAUGCUAAAAUGAAAUUUCAACCAAGGUAGAUAUUUAAAACACAGAGAGAGCCAAGGCCUGCUCUACUUUUGAAUUAGAGGGCACCAUCUUAAUAUCAAUCCUUUAUCUUUUCAAGAAGUAAAAGUGAUAAUGCUCAUUAUGGCUAUGUCUAUAAUACACUAAAAACUGAGAUGAAAAGUGGGAAAAUUAAGUCAGUUACCCAGUGUGUAGGCAAAACAUCAUGAAGACUUAGAGGUCUUUGGGCAACAAGGUAGACAACCUGUACGUAGGUUGGCUUGCCGCAAGCCACAUUUAAUUAAGCCAGGCCUUUGUAAGCUUAGUCUCAAUCCACUGAGCCGCGGGCAUUAAUUUUCAGUAUCAUGAGCAGUGGGAGAAGAAAUCUUCCCCUAAAUUUCCACCUGGGCAUUUAAGGGAGAAGGAUAUCAUUUCUGGAAGAAUGGUCUGCUCAAUUUUCUUUAUUGUCCACAAUUUCAGAUGUUGAAAUGGUACUCCCUAGGCAUUUAGGAUAUCUACAGCUUUCAUAUCACAUUUUCUAACUAGUAGAUAUAGUAGUUAUUAUAGAGAUAAUAUUGAGUAAGGAAAGGUUAGAGGUGAUAUGACUAUAUAUGCUUUAUAAUGGAGCACCGUUUGGGGGCCUAAAAUAAUUUUAUGUGGUAUUGUGCUUUCAAAUAAUUACUUUUUCUUCUGAAUUUUCAGCCGUGAGCUAUUAGAAACAAUUUGAGGUUUGCUCAGUUAUUCCUCUUCUCAGAUGACAAAAGCUUCAUUUCUGUACCCCAAUUUUUUAGUAUGUUAUGACCUGUCAGACAUGUAUAUGUGUGUGUGUUGUGUGUUUAAGUAUAGUUAGUAAUUUCUUCAUUGAACUUCACUAAGUGUUAAAAGAUGACUCCAAAGAAUUAGUGAUAGCUUGAAUUGACAUUGGAUUCAGAGAGAAAACCUGUGAAACAAAGUCAUAAACUUUUUCUUGUUCUUUGACUUUAUGUUGAAAUAAAAGUCCUUUU
Messenger RNA from Phascolarctos cinereus (koala), 3418 nucleotides. RefSeq lists its product as uncharacterized. NCBI's taxonomy places the organism in Eukaryota, Metazoa, Chordata, Mammalia, Diprotodontia, Phascolarctidae. The record is from RefSeq and is a predicted model, not a curated record.